Molecule: messenger RNA, 1216 nt
Organism: Eupeodes corollae
Lineage: Eukaryota; Metazoa; Arthropoda; Insecta; Diptera; Syrphidae
Product: COMM domain-containing protein 3
Exons: 2
Coding region: 98-703 (201 amino acids)
Biological process (GO): sodium ion transport
Source: RefSeq, a predicted model, not a curated record
UUCAAAUGUCAUUUACAGCUGGUUAUCAAAGUUGUAUAAAAUUUGUGUUUUUAUUUGCAUUUCCUUAAACAUAAAAAUCAAAUAAACUUGCACAAAAAUGACCCUAGAACUAUGUAAACUGGCCAUUGACGGACUUAAACAUCUAGGCUCGACCAUAAACAUUGAAAUAAGUCGAAAACUUAUUGCCAGCACGGUUAAAAUGUCACUUUACGCUGAUGCUAAUGUUCCCCCCAACCCAGAAAUAUACGCCUCCAAUGCUGAUUAUGCCAAGCAAAGUGAAUUCGCUGUUGCCACACUCCUCUUCCUAGCAACCAAAUACGGAUACGAUGGCACCAAGUUGCGCAACUACCUCGAACAACAUUCCAUAAAUGCAGCCAUCAUUGACGACCUGGUUAAAACCUACGACACCAAUCGCAACGAAUUCCUUAUGAGACUUCUGCGGACCGGCCAUGCUUUCCCACACAUCAGCGACGUUGAAUGGAAAAUCGUUUGCGAUGUCAAGUCCGCAAUGUCCGAUUGCAGUUCCGGUGAACUAACAUUCCAUGUUAAUUUGGGCAAUUAUCGCGAGAAAACAGGCGAACGCGAAACGAUUGUUGAAUUCGUUUGCAACACCGAAGAGUUGCAGUCACUUAUCAAUAAGCUCAAAGAAAUUGAACGCCACUGUGCGAAGCUGUCCUCCGGAGAAUCUCCACAAGUAAAAUAGCAAAACAAUUAUCAAUUCAGAUACCUACAUAUUAUUUUGUUUAUUUAAAAUUAGGAGAAAAUAGAAAGAUUAUUUUAAAUAAUAAGAAGUCAAAAUAAUGAUUUCGAAACAUAAACAUUUAUAUAUUUACUUAUAUAAGAAUUUAUAGAAUUUAGAAAAAAAAGAAAAUUGUAUUUAUUGUAACCCUAGUUGUUGGGGAAAAAACGAUUGAGUUUCCGGGGGAUCUGCUUCUCAGGUGUUAACUAAGCUGUGCAACUUGCUGUAAACUUCUGACUUUGGACUAUUUGUCAUUUAAUGUUAAAUGGAGUCUUUAGAUAAAUUAAUUUUGUACACUUGCAAAAGCGCUUAAAGUUUAUCACAAAAUUCAUAGUUUCGAAAAGCAGAUUCACCGGACUAAAUUAAAUCUACACUUGUUCGUCAAUCAGUGACUUCAAUAAAUCAAAGUUAGAUGGCGCAUUCGAGUAGAUGGCUCCAGAGAAUGCACUGUCUUUGUCCGAACUAAUUAUAAUACAA